GCACGCCGCACGUCUGUGAAGUAGGGAAAAUGCAAAUUCAUAUGACCACUAGUCUUGGUGCCAAUAUAUGCUACCAUUUUAUUUGGACUUCUGGAUUUUGGAGGCGUCUUGGUGUUUUUGUUUUUUGUCGUCUAACUUGUCUCGGAUAAGAUUAUCAGUAUGGCAGCGAAAAUAAAAGUGUGUGACUUGGACCCGGAAGUAAAAUCGCUGGUUAAGAAGUUUCGUUUGAGAAAGGAGAAAACCGAUGCAGCAAUAGUAUUGAAAAUAGACACUAGUAGGCUCAUGGUAAUUUUGGAUGAGCAGUAUGAGAACAUGACACCAGAUGAGUUACAGGGAGAACUGCCUGAACAUCAACCAAGAUAUGUACUCUAUAGUUACUGUCUUCACCAUGACGAUGGAAGAAUAUCAUACCCCCUUUGCCUCGUUUUUAUAUGUCCUCAAGGAACCAAACCAGAACUAGCAAUGAUGUACGGCGGUAGUUGUUUAGAACUUCAGAAUAUAAUGGGUCUUUCGAAGCGCUCUGAGUUGAGGGAGCUGGAAGAAUUCACAGAGGAAUGGUUGAAAAAAGAAUUAGAAUUUUGUUAAUAGAUUUUGUAAGACAUUCCAUUUCAUUAAAUAUUUUGGACGGAUACUUGUUUUGUUUAUCCAUAUCUAUUAAUUCAAGUUACAUAUUAGUUAAUAAUACACUAUUAUAAUACAAAUAUAUUGUGAAAUAUUUUGAAAGGAAAUUUUGUUAGGGUGUAUACAAGGAAGAAAGAGCUUACUUUUCUUGCUCUGAGAAAUCUUUUUUUUUCCUUCUUCUUUUUGUUAAAUGUUAGCAGAUCAAAUUGAUGCAUAUCUUUAUACUGUCAUUGAAUUCAUCAAUUUUACAGAAUAUUUCAUUCUAUUAAUUGAUAGAAAGGAGUGAUGGAUUGCUUAACUAUGGUAAACAUAAUGAAACUGUUGGGUAGAAAAAUAAAAAACCGAUUUUUGUGUUUUGCCCACAUUUCUCAUAAGAGGGAUUCAAAGGUCCGUACAUAUAUCAAAGACAGCAAUAUUCAUGUUUUUAAUUCAGGCCAUUAGCUUGCAGUUCCUGUGUUUGAUUAUUAACUGUCGAAUACUGCUGUAUAAUCCAUUUGAUCUUGUUUUUUAAAAUCAAGAAUAUCAACUUGAUUUUCCUAACUGAACAGCCCAAUCAUUCCAUGGUCAGGACACAUAAUGUGAGCAUGGAGCUAAUGUACAUCCUCCUCAAAUUUCUGUAUAUAUCAUGGAAACUUGCUGAAAAGUACAUAGUUGUGAUAUUUGUUUGUAUCUUGCAGACAUGUCAUUAUACAUAUGUAGUCAAGAAAGAUUUUUGUUUAUGUAACUGGGCAUGUAACAAAUAUUUAUUCAUCACUUAUGCAUGUAUAAGAGAUUACUGUAUAUAAGAUACGUAUAGAGAACAUUGAGAGACUAUGUUGUGUGUUCAAAUUUGAUACACCUUUUCAUUCUUCAUUCUUAUAUCCUAUUUUCAUUUAUUAUCUAUUUGUUGAAUAAAGACGUAUAUCUUAUAUAUAUGUUUUAGUGUAUUUUUAUAUUUUGGAUGAUCAAUCAUGUUAUCUUGUGGAAUGAUGACUACAAUUUUUCAGAAGAACCAAUUUUAAGAAAAAUGUAUACAAAAACAUGUAUAUAUUUUGCUCUGCCGCAAAAUUUCAAACUACUUCUUUUUAAAAAAAUUGCCAAUUUACACUCUAAAUGUUAUAAAAUAUAGAUGAACUCUAAAUAUGAAAGAUAAAACCAAAUUCUGACUUGUCAAGGCACUUGUACAUGUAGACACAUGCAUGAGUAGGGAAGGCAACUUUGAAUUAACUUUUCUUCUUAUGCUCUUCAACCCUUAAAUAUACGAAUGUCUCAUAGAUUUUUAUUUUUGUAUGUGUGCAAAUGAUAGCAAAGUCAGUAUACUUAUUUUUUCAAAGUAUAUAUUAUUAGUCCCCUUUAUACCUUUAUUUUACUUUUGUGUUUUACUUUUAUUUCUGUUCUCUUUUCUCUGCUUGCAGAGGACAUCACAUUUUUAUUCAAACUUAAUUCAGGCUCAUUUUUCUGCCUACACUCUUCUCUGUAAGCAUAGACUCUACUUGUGUGUUCAGAGUGACAAAUAAGUGACAACUAUGUAUUAAAGUCGAAAUCGUUAUAAGUGUGAACAUUUUGCAAAUAAUCAUGGGCCAUACCGCUUAGCCUAUGUAAACUUAAACAAGUGUUGCAUUUUAGCUAACAAAUUAAUUAAAGUUUUUAAUACUUUCCACUGCUAAAUCUUAACUAUAAUCUCAUUUUCUGAUCUCUAUACUGUCCUUACUGUAUCGGGUGUAUUCUUUAUAAGUCUUCCACAACUUUCAUCUUUCUACGUCAGAUCAUGAAUGACUUUCCAAUUUGUAUACACAGCGAGCAUGUAAAUAGAAAUAUGAAAUCUUGUAGUAUAUGUUGAGUUGGGUAAGAACUCUGGAUGUGUAUGUUUAUUGAGUAAACAACAGUUUGUGUUGCAUUUUGACUUUAUUUGAGUUAAACAAGAUACUUUAUUGAGGUCUUUCAAUUAUUCAUUUAUCUGGAUUCUCACAUUUUGAAACAUAUUUCGAUCAGCAAUUAUAGUAAUAUUAACUUGGCCUAUAUAGGUUUAAGGUACACGUAUAUGAGUAUUAAAAGUUUGCUUAUUCUGACGUCAUAUAAAGUCACAUAUUUUUAUACUAGUUUUUGGAGCUCAAUAAUUUUAAAAGGAUUAGUGAAUGAUAGAUCAAGAUGUAACUCUGUUAAUGCAGUAUCAAUUUAUGAUCGUUACACUUAACAAAUUUUAUUGUGUAUGUGAUAUAUUUAUUUGAUAUUUCAUGAGCUAUGUUUUGAAAAAGUUUUUUUAAUGAUCAUGAUAUUUAAAGGUGAUGAACAUGGAUAAAAAGGAGACUGAAUGUGAUUAGAAAACUUUACCCUUACAUUUUUGGGCAUCUCUACCAUUGUUGAUGUAUACAUUUGUCACUGUAUUGUACGCCCCAAUCAUUUAUAAAGUCAUUUCCUCAAAUUUAUGAAUGAGCUCUAUGAAUAAUAUCCUUAGAUGAAAUAACAAAGUAUUUUCUCCCAAACUCUCAAAUUGCAGUAUGCAUGCAGUAACCGAUGACUAGAGAAAAGAUUUCAGGUCCUUAUUGGUCGAAAGAGACAAAAGUGCUCAUGAGAGGAUGCUAUGGGGUGUGCUAUAGUCUGCUGUUUAACUUGCCAUAUAAGGCUUGUUUUCCAUAUUCUUAAAGAUAUAAAUAACUUGAAUAUGCUUGACAUGUGAGGAGUAACAAAUAAUGUGCAAAUCCAUCAAGUCAUGAUUUUUUUUUAGAAAUUAAUAAUAAUUGAUAAUAAUAAUAAUAGAUCACAUUUAUAACGCGCCUAAUACAUUGUUUCUAGGCGCAGUGGUGCUGUUGUCCCAGCAGCCAUUAAGUGAAGCAAUGUCCUUACACGAAAUAAAGCCGGGACGACAGCACCACGAAUACACAAUAUUAUUCAGUACAAAAUUACAGUUUGUUACAAAUCAAUGAAUAAAUCAACUUAAUCUAA
Strongylocentrotus purpuratus (purple sea urchin) is the source of this 3543-nucleotide messenger RNA. Its product is annotated as glia maturation factor gamma. Gene Ontology annotation, cellular component: actin cortical patch. The record is from RefSeq and is a predicted model, not a curated record. Lineage: Eukaryota; Metazoa; Echinodermata; Echinoidea; Camarodonta; Strongylocentrotidae. Gene Ontology annotation, biological process: negative regulation of Arp2/3 complex-mediated actin nucleation; actin filament debranching. The coding region runs from base 160 to 585 and encodes 141 amino acids. Gene Ontology annotation, molecular function: actin binding; Arp2/3 complex binding. The transcript is spliced from 6 exons.